This is a messenger RNA of Akanthomyces muscarius, 216 nucleotides long. RefSeq lists its product as uncharacterized. Lineage: Eukaryota; Fungi; Ascomycota; Sordariomycetes; Hypocreales; Cordycipitaceae. The record is from RefSeq and is a predicted model, not a curated record. Bases 1 to 216 code for a protein of 71 amino acids. The transcript is spliced from 2 exons.
AUGCACCCCUGUGGGGAUUUGCGGAUCAACGACAAGGAUCAUGUUGGACGUUCUUCCCAAUUGUCCAGCUCCUCUGCUUUCAGGUCCAGGGUCUCCCCCCAUCGUGAAGGCGCGGAUAGACGAAGCUCUGCCCACUCACACCACCGAGUUCCAUCAAACAAUAUGUGCACAGGCAGUGUUUCAAGAGUGGGCUCGCCGUCACAAGCUCAAGCAUAA